Tripterygium wilfordii is the source of this 1365-nucleotide messenger RNA. RefSeq names its product FH protein interacting protein FIP2. The record is from RefSeq and is a predicted model, not a curated record. Gene Ontology annotation, biological process: protein homooligomerization. Lineage: Eukaryota; Viridiplantae; Streptophyta; Magnoliopsida; Celastrales; Celastraceae. Gene Ontology annotation, molecular function: protein binding. The transcript is spliced from 11 exons. Bases 68 to 973 code for a protein of 301 amino acids.
UGUGUGUUUUUCUUUUUUCGGAAAAGAGGAUUGAAAAAACUGCUCUCUGCUCAUCAUACUGAUAGCGAUGAUGAAGGAAUCCGGUCUCUCUUCGAUUGUUCGUCUCGACAUCGGUGGGAAGAAAUUUUGCACAACAGUUAGUACAUUAACUCAGCGCGAGCCUGAUUCAAUGCUUGGUGCCAUGUUCAGUGGCCGCCACACCGUCUGCGAGGACCCUGAGAAGGGAUAUGUCUUUAUUGAUAGAGAUGGGAAACAUUUUCGACAUAUUCUAAAUUGGUUGAGGGAUGGCGUGGUCCCGUCACUAGCAGAGUCUGAAUACUCAGAGCUUUUGCGAGAGGCAGAAUAUUUUCAGCUGAUAGGACUCAUAGAUGAAAUAAAUUCUGUUUUAAAUACAAGGAAGGAAGCUGACGAGAUCAGUACUGAAUUAUCACGUACAGAUAUCAUCAAGUGUAUUCAGUCUGAGAAAGUCAGGUUUCGAGGGGUGAAUCUUUCGGGUGUUGAUCUUUCUAAACUGGAUCUAUCAUUUGUUGAUUUCAGCUUUGCAUGUCUUAAAAAUGUGUUCUUCUCCCGUACAAAUCUUCAGUGUGCAAAAUUCCGGGAUGUGGAUGCAGAAGGUUCAAUAUUUCACAAUGCGACUUUGCGUGAAUGUGAUUUUACCGGGGCAAAUCUUCGCAGAGCAUUAUUGGCUGGUGCCAAUCUUCAGAGUGCCAACCUACAAGAUGCUUGUUUGAUAGACUGCAGUUUCUGUGGCGCAGAUCUACGUUCUGCCCAUCUACAGACUGCUGAUCUUACUAAUGCCAACUUAGAGGGUGCUAAUCUAGAAGGGGCCAAUCUGAAGGGUGCUAAGUUGACUAAUGCAAAUUUGAAGGGUGCAAACCUUCAGCGUGCUUAUCUACGCCAUGUUAAUCUUCGAGAUACACGCUUGGAUGGUGCAAAUCUUGAUGGUGCCAAUUUGCUUGGGGCAACCAGAUAGUAUUGGUGUGGCCGUGUAGAACUGCAUAUUUUCCAUCCCCAGGUUAAUAAUUUGCUCCCACUUGCAUGUUGGAUAUUUUACUCCCCUCUACAAUCUCAUGAUAUUAAUCAUCUACAACUUGGGUAUUGUCUAAUCAUGCCAAAAACCAGUUAUUUCUCUGGCUUGUACAUAGUUGUCGAAUCAACAUUAGGUCUGUUUGCUGAAGUAUUCAAAUAUCGUUUGAUUUUUCAAUGGAUAAUGGCGCUUCUGCGCAAUGCUUCCCCUGUUCAUUGAGACAUAUACUCACUUGGGGUAUUUGGGUAGUCAAUGUUGCUUUGGAACUAUGUCUUCAGAGACAACAUAAAUUCUUAUGUUGAAGGAUAAUGUAUACUUUGUGGGUUGUGUCUAAAAAA